GUAUGGUUGGUUGCAAAUUGGUGAAGACUAAAGACUGAAGCUUUGUCUCAGGGAAAUGUGAGCUAAAGCUGACCACUUGAAUAGAUUCCUGUGAGUGAGAAAUGUCAUCCUUAAUCAAAAGGUACAGUAGAGAACAUCCACUACACUGGUGUCGUCGUGGAUGUCAGUCCUCUUCCUCACGUGGUUGUUGUGCAAGGGAUUUGUGAAGUUCGUUGUAACCAAUGGGAUCUGAUCAGCACUUGUCAUGGGUUUAUGACCUCGGUUUGCCUCUUUAAUCACUGUGAAAGAUCAAACGAAAAUAGAUGGAGGAAAAAGACGUCAGUGUUGUACCGUGAUCUGUGACCUCUCCGCCAAGCUAAAUCUGUCACCAGCAUCAACAACUUUCACGGUCGCUCAAAGGCUUAGUAUGAACAUCUUAUGAGGUUGAGACCCACCGUGCGAUUCCCCGAUCGAUUGGUCUGACAAGGAUUCAAGAACAGCCCGAGCAAAAUAUCACACAAGAUCACAAUACAACGGGAUUGCCAUCCGCAGUCAAGGAAACAAAUCAUGGAGGAAAGUUCCAAUGCCAAUUUCGCGGGGCUUCUGUUCAAGUUGUGUGCCUUCAGUGAAGAUUUUUCCCAAAGGAAGGCGGUCAAGAUUCAUCUGUGUUUGUCCAUCUUGCUCAACGUGAUUGUGAUCGCCUCAUCCGCCAUCACCUUUGGGAUCACCAUUGCCGAUCAGUUUCAACAGGAAGUCUACACCCACUUUGAGACCACAGACCUCGAAUCCGAAUCGCAAGUCGAAGCAAUCAUGAUUGUUGUUGCGUUUUGUCUCUGUUACUCAAUCAUCGGGAUGACAAUGGAUUGUUUAGCAAUGAUUGGCAUUCACCAUGUAAAUGCGAAAUUGCUUUUACCUUGGCUGUUGUGGUGCAUUUUCGAUGCAGCCACAUUAAUCACUACAAUCGUGGUUGUGAUUGUUUAUACCCAGAAUGCAAUGGCGUUCCUCCUCUUCAUCCGAAUCAUAUGGAAUGCGUUCAUAUGGAUUAAUCUGAAAGCGUUAUACCAAGAAGAUUAUCUAACGUGUCAAGAAGAAGUCCUAUAUUAA
Molecule: messenger RNA, 1083 nt
Organism: Tigriopus californicus
Lineage: Eukaryota; Metazoa; Arthropoda; Copepoda; Harpacticoida; Harpacticidae
Exons: 4
Coding region: 547-1083 (178 amino acids)
Source: RefSeq, a predicted model, not a curated record